Messenger RNA from Vigna angularis (adzuki bean), 867 nucleotides. Its product is annotated as ATP-dependent Clp protease ATP-binding subunit CLPT2, chloroplastic. Lineage: Eukaryota; Viridiplantae; Streptophyta; Magnoliopsida; Fabales; Fabaceae. The record is from RefSeq and is a predicted model, not a curated record. The transcript has 5 exons. The coding region runs from base 28 to 732 and encodes 234 amino acids.
CAAGCUGUGGCAUUAAUUUGUCGUCAAAUGGCUUGUGCACACUUCUACCAUUGCGCGGCGAGUCUGAUAUGCCGGUCCGAUACUGGAGCUCGUUUGGGCCAGAUUUUGACGCUAGAGAGUCGUCAAAGUUCGUGGCUUGGAACUGAGCUUAGGGUCUCAUCAUGCAGUCUCAAUCUCAGAAAUCACGUGCCUGUUUCACGGCGCCGGCCCCUAGCCGUCACUGUCUCCGUUAGCCUUCCCACGGCAAAACCAGAGCGUGCUUCUCCUGGCCAAAACUUUCCCAAAUGGUCUUCCAAGGCUAUAAAAUCGUUUGCAAUGUCUGAAUUGGAGGCUAGGAAACUUAAGUAUCCUACUACCGGAACUGAAGCCCUUCUCAUGGGGGUUCUCAUCGAGGGUACUAAUCUAGCUGCCAAGUUUUUGCGAGCCAAUGGAAUUUCACUUCUCAAGGUUCAAGAUGAAACAGUGAAGUUACUUGGAAAAGGUGAUUUGUUUUUCUUCAGCCCGGAGCAUCCUCCACUGACCGAUGAGGCUCAGAGAGCUCUUGAUUGGGCUGCUGAUCGAAAAAUAAAAUCUGGUGAUGACGGGGAAAUGACCACGGCGCACAUACUUCUUGGUAUCUGGUCCGAAGCUGGCUCUCCUGGUCACAAGAUUCUGUCCACCCUUGGCUUUAAUGAUGAAAAAGCUGGAGAGCUUGAGUCCUUAAUUUCUAAACCUGGAUGUACGGAUGAUUGAUGAAUGUCUACGUGCAAGAGUUUUAGCUUUAAUUCUAUAUUUAUUAUUGAUGCCAUUGUUUGUACAAUCGAUAUAUGAAUAGGCUGUUCGGUUGUGCCUACUGAUUUGGAAUGCAUAAAACUUACUAUUUUCGAA